ACCAAUGGAUUAAACAACAUUCUGAAAAGCUACAUGAGUACUUUUUAUCUUCUUGGCAUCCUGGAUGACCUUAAUCAAAUAUUCCUUAUGGUUGUCCAACACAGAUACAGUCAUUCACAUUGGGUGCGUUCCUACACCAUUUUUAACAUUGGUUUAUAAACACAUUUUUGAUGAAAUGUUUUAUUCAGCUCAGAUUUUAAGACACUGUAUUAAGUUUAAGAAAAAAAGGUCUUGACGUUUGCUCUAGUCUGUUCUGUUCUCAAUGUUUUUGAAUGCUUCAAUGCGAAGCCCCUGGGACUUUUACUUUGCACUGUACUGCAUACUGGAUAAUAUUAUCUGAUAUGGGAACAGAUUGUAUCUGGAUGUGCCCGGUUCAGGACAUAGGGGCAAAAUCCCUCCUGGCACAACUUGUUGGGGACGUGGCCAGUUGACUGGAGGCUAAAAAUCCAUUCUAAUUCAGCCAAAUAUUUUUCCAGGCUUGUGAGCAGAGAGGCAUUAAAAGCAUUCACACCCCGGCAUUUGAGACUGUACAAUAAAUCGUUUUUGUUUCAUUGAGCCAAAAGGGAAGAGGGCAACAAAAACAUUUGACCUCAUAACCAAAGAAGGAUCAAUGGGUGGCUGGGUUGGUAGCUGACACAAGGGUUAUGGUUGAGCCAUAAAUACAGGGGCACCAGCAGAACCGCAGCAGAUCCACUGUGAACUUCAACUGCUACAUUUUGAUACAAUGGAUGUUACUAUCCAGCAUCCCUGGUACCGUCGGCCCUGGCUCCCCGGCUUUUACCCUUAUAGAAUGUUUGACCUAUUUUUUGGAGAGCACCUACACGACAGUGAUCCUCUAGCACCCUUGUACUCCAUGUUUAACUCUGGUCCUUUUUUCUGGCGUUUUCCAAGUUUUGGGGACAGUGGGAUGUCAGAGGUGAGAAUGGAUAGAGAUCGCUUUGUAAUCAACCUGGACAUGAAGCAUUUCUCUCCAGAGGAGAUGACAGUGAAGGUUAAUGUUGACUGUAUUGAGAUUCGUGGGAAACAUGAUGAGCAUCAGGAUGAGCAUGUAUACGUGACACGGGAGUUUUACAAGAAGUAUAAGAUCCCUGCAGAUAUAGAUCAGGGGACCUUCACCUCCUCUCUGUCCUCUGAUGGCGUUCUGACCGUCUGUGCUCGUCGACACCAGCUGGAUAUCCCUGAGCGCAACAUUCCCAUCAGUUGUGGAGAGAAGCCACAAGUUUAAAAGUAAACCUCUGCCUCUUAUCUCCAAACAACACCUGGCAACUUCCUCACCACUGAAAAAAUCUUCCAAUAUAACGGGCAUAAAAUGAUAUGGUUUAUUGUAACACAGAUAAACAUGACUGUCCAUGUUAAAGUGAACAAUACAAUAUCAAGCAAAAACAGUGCUUUAGGUCUCUAAAUGAGCUUGGUUUGGUUUGUUAUAUUUAUAACCUACAGUGCACAGUUAUAUGUAAUUAUGUGGUUUGACUUGCAUGACUAGAUGGCUGUCAUCUUGGCUUAAGGAGGAAUCUUUUGUUUACAUUUAGAAGUUAAAAUGGG
Messenger RNA from Paramisgurnus dabryanus, 1542 nucleotides. It is a transcript of the gene cryaba, whose product is annotated as crystallin, alpha B, a. Gene Ontology annotation, cellular component: nucleus; cytoplasm. The record is from RefSeq and is a predicted model, not a curated record. Gene Ontology annotation, biological process: response to heat; negative regulation of apoptotic process; protein refolding. NCBI's taxonomy places the organism in Eukaryota, Metazoa, Chordata, Actinopteri, Cypriniformes, Cobitidae. Gene Ontology annotation, molecular function: structural constituent of eye lens.